This is a messenger RNA of Salvelinus namaycush (lake trout), 8627 nucleotides long. RefSeq names its product desmoplakin-like. Gene Ontology annotation, biological process: skin development; intermediate filament cytoskeleton organization; cell-cell adhesion. Bases 5 to 6502 code for a protein of 2165 amino acids. The record is from RefSeq and is a predicted model, not a curated record. Gene Ontology annotation, molecular function: structural molecule activity. The transcript has 22 exons. NCBI's taxonomy places the organism in Eukaryota, Metazoa, Chordata, Actinopteri, Salmoniformes, Salmonidae. Gene Ontology annotation, cellular component: intermediate filament; cytoskeleton; intercalated disc.
GCUGAUGAGUAUGUCUUCUGAGGCUAUAGACCAGCUGAAGGGAUGUGCCAUGGAGCUGCAGCACAUGAAACAACCCAAAGACAACAUCAUCAAGAGCAUACAGCAUCUCCAGAACAUGCAGAGUGGGAUCACCUCCUCCAUCAGUGGCUCGACCCAGAGGAAGAGCAGGGGCAGCAUUGGCUGGGAGGAGAGGGGGAGGACCUACACUGAUGCCAUGUCUUGGAUCGGCCAACAGAAGCGUCUGAUCGAGACGUCUCCGUGGGGUGAGGACGCAGCCACCAUCGAGCAACAGAUUCUGAGCCAGAACAAGUUCCACAGCUCUAUACAGAGGAGCCAAGAGGUGGAACGCGCCAGAGAUGAGCUGGCCCAAAAUGAUGACAAGGGUGGCCUCCAUUCCCUGCAGCAAGAAUGGGACAGUCUUCAGAAAAUGUCAUUUGCUCGUACGGGCCAGCUGAGAGAGCUGCAGAACAUCAUCGACGAGAUCUCCAGGGCCAUCAUGUGGGUCAACGAGAGAGAGGAGGAGGAGCUGGUGUUCAACUGGGGAGACAAUAACAUUGAUGUCUACAUCCCCAAGAAACAGGAAAGCUACUCCAAACUGAUGAGUGCCCUGGAGGUAAAGGAGAAGGAGCUAAACAAACUGAAGCAAAAAGUCGAUGGCCUCCUGAAGAACAAUCACCCAGCCUCAGACAAGAUCGAGGCCUACAUGGACACUCUGCAGACCCAGUGGAGUUGGCUCCUCCAGAUCACCAAGUGUAUUCAUGUCCACCUGAAGGAGAACGCUGCCUACAGUCAGUUCUUCAAGGAGGCCAAUGAGACCUACAGCAAGCUACAGAAGGAACAUGAGAACAUCCGUAAGAAGUUCACCUGUGAUAAAGGAACAUCUCUGGAGAACCUCACUGAGCUCCUCAAGAACCUUGAGAGAGAGAAGGAGACGAUCAUGGAGAAUAAGAGGCAGGUCAAAAACCUGGUCAACAAGUCCAAGAGCAUCGUGAGGCUGAGACCACGUAACCCUGAGGAGAAGAGUAGUAGUCCUAGUCCUGUUAUAGUACAGGCCCUGUGUGACUUCAAGCAAGACCAGAAAGGGAUCUUCAAGGGGGACGAGGGCAUCCUGACGGACAACACCCAGCGCAGUAAGUGGCACGUGACGGGUCCUGGAGGUCUGGACAUGCUGAUCCCAUCUGUGUGCCUCCUCAUCCCCCCUCCCAACCCCCUCAGCAUCGGACUGGCCAACAAGAAUGAGCAGUACUACGAGGCCAUCAUGGGCAUCUGGAAUCAGCUCUACAUCAACAUCAAGAGCCUCAUCUCCUGGCAGUACUGUGUUAAAGACAUCAACCACAUUAACUCUCUCACCCUCACCAUGCUGUCCCAGUUGCGUCCUGAGGAGUACCGGAACAUCAUAAAGAGUCUGGAGACUCACUACCAGGAGUUCCUCCGUAACAGCCAUGGUUCCGAGAUGUUUGGAGAGGAUGAGAAGAAGAAGAUGGAGGGCCAGUAUGCUGGAGCCCAGACCCACUACGACACACUGGUCAUAGGGCUGCCUACAUACAAUCAAUCCAAAGUGGAGGUGGUCAAGCAGGAGGUGGUCAAGCAGGUGGUCCAGCAUGAGCCGCCCAUUAAGGCGGAGACGACCAAUACCUUGCAGGGCUCUACCCUCAGCCUGACCCUGCUUAGUGACCUCCACGCCCUCAGACGCAGGCUGGAGCUGGCCGAGUCCGGCCUUAGCCACCACCUCCAUGUGCCCCUGGGGGAGAACAGUGUGCAGGAGUGCUCACAGCGUCUCCUAAAGCUGGAGGGCAUACACCAUGAUCUGGACGGGGUGCGUGAUGAGUACCUGAGGCUAAGGGAGAGGGUCCUCAGGCAGCUGGAAGGGACAGCAGCAGACUCAGAGCAGGCCAAGUUCCUCAAGAAAGAGCUGGACCUGCUCAACCAGAAACUGGGAGAUCUGCAGGGACUAUCCUCUGCCUACCUCCAGAGACUGUCAUAUCUGCGGAACUUGCUCCAGAGCCUCCUCCAGGCUGAGGAUGUCAUCAAGGUCCACGAGGCCCGUCUGACUGAGAAGGAGACCACCUCCCUGGAUCUCAACGAGGUGGAGCACUACAGAUCCACCCUCAAGCAAAUGAAGUCUGAACUGGAACAUAAGAGAGACUUGCUGAAGGCCAUGGAGAGUGACCUGGUCAAUGCAGUGCACGUGAACAGUCAGAUCUCAGCCUCUUUCCACAAGUGUGAUGUGGACCUGUCCAAGUACGCUGACCUGGUGGGUCAGAUGUCUGACCGCUGGCGACGCAUCCAGACCCAGAUUGACAGCAGAGUGUGGGACCUGGAGAAGCAGGAGAAACAGCUAAGACAUUUCCAGCAGAGCAGUGGAGUGGUAGACCAGUGGAUAGACAAUGCUAAACAGCGCCAGGACACCCUGCAGGCAGCCAAGUUCAGCGACAUCCAGGCUGUCAUGGAGCACCUCAACCAACAGAAGGUGCUGCACAGUGAGAUCAAAGGAAAGAAGGAGAAGGUGGAGGAUGUACAGAAGGAUGCGGACACCUGCGCUGCCUCCAUCAAGGACUAUGAGCUGCAGCUGGCCUCCUACAGUGCUGGACUGGAGACCCUGCUGAACAUCCCCAUUAAGAGAACCAUGCUCCAGUCCCCUGCCACUGUGGUCAGAGAAGAGGCAACUGGCCUCCAGUCUCGCUACAUAGAGCUCCUGACCCGCUCCAGUGACUAUUACAAGUUCCUGGGGGAGAUGUUGAAAAACAUGGAGGAACUGAAGAUAAGGAACACCAAGAUCGAGCUUCUGCAGGAGGAGCUGAGGCGUCUGAAGGAUAACAUCCAGGACCGCAGCGAGAAGAACCGUUCCUUAGAGGAUGCCCUGUCCAGCUAUAAACUAGAGCUCUCACAGUCUAAAGAACAGCUCAUCUCCAUGGAGGAGGUGAAGAGGACCACAGCCAUGCAGGCCAGCGUGGCCAGGGAGAGCCUGGACACCACCAGCAGCCAGCUGACUGAGCUCAGUGACAAGCUGGCCCGCCUCACCUACCAGCUGGAUGAGGAGAAGAGGAAGAGGAGGCUGGCCGAGGAGCGCUAUACGAGCCAGCAGGAAGAGUACGAGGCAGCCGUGCGCCGGCGCCAGAAGGAGCUGGACGAGGUCAACUGGUCCAAGAUUGACCUGGAGAAAGCGGUGAAGGACAAGGAGCGUGAGCUGGAGAGGCUCAGGAUGCAGCUGGAAGAGGAGGCCACGAGGAGGCGCGGGGCGGAGCAGGAUAUCUCUAAGACCUCCAUGAUGGUGCAGCAGUCUCAGAACCACUACACUGAGAUCCUGUCUGAGAGGGACACCCUUCUGAUCAAGUUGAAGCAGCUGGAACAGGACAAGACCCGCCAGGGUCGCUACGAAGAGGAACUGAACCGCGUCAAGGUCUCCCUUGAGACUGAGCUCCGCAACAAACAGCGUCUCCAGGAAGAAAGAGACAAGAUCCACAAGGACUUUACAUACUGGAAGAGCCAGUAUGAACUGAAGGAGGGGCAGAUGAGGCAAUGUGACUCAGACAAGGACAAGAUGGAGAGGGAGAGGCUCUCCCUGAAGAGCGAUUUGGAGCGAAUGAUGGUGGAGCUGAGGACUGUGGAGGAGAGGUAUAAGGGCAGGCUGCAAAGCUCACAGAAGGAAGUGUCGGAUCUGGCCCUGAAGAGAGAUUCCCUGGAAAGGGAGCUGAGGAGGCUGCAGCAGAGGCCUGACUCCAUGAGCAUCCAAACCCAGACGGACGAGAAAGUGGUCACUGUGGAUCCGUCCAAACUGGUGUUUGAUGGGGUUCGCCGAAAGGUCACCGCCCACCAGCUGUGUGAUUGCGGCAUCAUCAGCAAGGCCACCCUGGAGCAGCUGCUGAAGGGAAAGAGGACCGUGGAGGAUGUGGCAUUGGACAUCCAGCUCAGCCUCAAGGGAACAGGUGUCAUUGCAGGGAUGGUCAGAGGCCCCCAGGGCAGGAUGUCCAUCACUGAAGCCAAGACCAAGAACCUGCUCAGCCAAGAGAGCGCCAUCAUGCUACUGGAGGCCCAAGCUGCCACCGGCCACAUCAUGGACCCCAAAUUCAACGAGAAGAUGUCAGUUGAUGCUGCCUGCUCCAGAGGGGUGGUGGACACAGACGAUAGAGACACCCUGAUGACAGCUGAAGCAGCCGGCACAGGCUUCAAAGACCCAUACACCGGAAAGCUGCUGUCCAUCGGACAGGCUCUAAAGCAAAACCGUCUGGACAAGAAGACAGCCCUCCGUUUGCUGCAGGCUCAGGAGUCCGUUGGCGGCAUCCUGGACCCCGUUCUGAGUGUGUUCCUGCCCAAAGACCUUGCGCUUGAUCGCAACCUGAUCGACGAAGACCUCUACAGGGCUCUGAACAAGAAACCUGCCUGCUAUCUGGACCCAAUCACUGAGGAGGAGAUCAGCUACAGUGAUCUGAGGCUGAAGUGUAGGAUGGAGCCCGCCUCUGGCCUGCUGCUCCUUCCAGUUCCAGAGAAGCCCAUGACCGUGCAGGGUCUCAGGGGAGAGGUGUCCGUCACAGAGCUGAUCAACUCCAACCUGCUGUCUGAGACCGAUGUGCAAAAGCUGAACCAGGGAAAGCUCAGCAGCAAGGAAAUUGAGGACAAGCUCAAGAACUACCUGCAUGGUUCUACCUGUAUUGCGGGGAUCUAUGAUGAGGCAAACAACAGGAUUAUGACCAUCUACCAGGCCAUGAAGGAAGGUCUGCUCAGACGAGGAACCACCCUGGAACUUCUGGAAGCCCAGGCUGCCUCCGGCUUUGUGAUCGACCCUAUCAACAAUGUCUGCAUGAAUGUGGAGGAGGCCUGGAAGAGAGGCCUUGUGGGCAAAGAGUUCAAGGACAAGCUGAUGUCUGCAGAGAAAGCAGUCACUGGAUACAAAGACCCCCACACUGGCAACAUCAUCUCCCUCUUCCAAGCCAUCGAGAAGGAACUGAUUGAGAAGGGCCAUGGGAUCAGGCUUCUAGAGGCUCAGAUCGCCAGUGGUGGCAUCAUCGACCCCAAGGAGAGCCACCGUAUCGAUGUAGACAUUGCCUACAAGAGGGGCUACUUUGACGAGGAAAUGAAUGAGAUCCUGACCUACGAAGGAGACGACACCAAGGGCUUCUUUGACCCCAACACCCAGGAGAACCUGACCUAUCUGCAGCUGAAGGAGAGGUGUAUCACCGACCCCAAGACUGGUCUGGUUCUUCUGCCUUUGAGGGACAAGACCAAUCCUCAGCAGAUUGGUCAGCAGAGCAGCCAGAAGAACAUCAUCCGUAAGAGGAGGGUAGUGAUCGUAGACCCUGACACUGGAAAAGAGAUGACCGUGAGGGAAGCCUACCAUAAGGAGCUCAUCGACUACGACACCUUUCUGGAUCUCUCAGAGCAGGAGUGUGAGUGGGAGGAGAUCACCAUCAGAGCUUCUGAUGGUUCAGCCCGUAUGGUGGUGGUGGACAGGAAGACAGGCACACAGUAUGACAUCCAGGACUCCCUGGACCGCGGCAUCAUCGACCAGACCUCCCUAGAUCAGUAUCGUUUAGGAACCCUGACUCUGACCCAGUUCGCAGACCUCAUCACCAGCAAGAGCAGCCUGAGCGAGCUGUCAAUCACCGCCAGCAACAUGGAGGAUGUGGCCACCUGCAGCAGUCCCACCCAGGCCUGCCCUUCUUCCCCCACCGUACGCAAGCGCUUCAACAGCAUAUCCAUCACCUUCUCCCCAACAGAUGAGUUUGAUGAAGGGAGCCCCAUAGCGGCCAUCUUUGACAUGGAGACAAUGGAGAAGAUCACCAUCCCGGAGGCUCUACGGAGAGGCAUAGUUGAUGCCAUUACAGCUCAGAAGCUUUUGGAGGCCCAGGCCUGUACUGGAGGCAUCAUCAACCCCACCAAUGGCCAGCGGCUUAACCUGCAGGAUGCCGUCCACCAAGGUCUCAUCGAUGAUGACAUGGCCACCAAGCUGAAGCCAGCCCAGAAAGCCUUCAUGGGCUUCGAGGAUGUGAAGACUAAGAGGAAGAUGUCUGUGGUCGAGGCCAUGAAGGAGAAAUGGCUGCCCUACGAGGCUGGCACGAGGUUCAUGGAAUUCCAGUAUCUGACAGGAGGGCUUUUAGAACCCGGCAAGGGACAGAAAACCAGCAUUGAGGCGGCCAUCCGGAGGGGCUGGCUGGAUGGGAGAGGAGCACAGAAGCUUCAGGACACAAGGAGCCAUACCAAGAACCUGACCUGCCCCAAAACCAAGCUGAAGAUCUCCUACAAGGAGGCCAUGGACAGCUGCAUGGUGGAGGAAGGCAAUGGCAUGAAGAUGCUCCAGGCUUCCUCCAUGUCCAGCAAGGGCAUUAGCAGCCCUUACAACGUGUCCAACCCAGGCUCCCGUUCGGGCUCCAGGGCUGGCUCACUGGCCACCUCUCGUACCGGGUCCAGGAGUGGCUCCCGCAGGGGCAGUGUGGAUUACUCCUCCAGCUACAGCACCUUCACCACUUCUGCCUCCAACACCUUAAGCGUCAACUCAAAGUUCUAAUAUUAAAACACACAUAUAGGGAAAGAGGGUGUGGAGUAGAGUUGUUUUUGGGUCUGAAAAUUAAAGCCUGGUCUUACCCAAGCCCAAUGAGCUGAAGCACGAGCUCAGGCCCGGUCCGACAUCAUAGAAAUGAUAUGAACCCAAACCCCCCAAAAAAGCUAGAUUUCUAGAAGACAUCAUAUUGAUUUAAACUGGUGUUGAGAACGAUGCGGCGGAAACGGUAGGCAGCGGAGUGAGGAGACGAGGAAACAGCCCUUGUCUUAUAAAAGCGAGGAGAGAGGAAAACUCACCUUUGGCCUAGUUAUGAUCAACUGAAUUCCAAAAAUAUUGGAAUUAAGUAGGCUAUAGGCUAAUGCAAUUGAAGGCUUGUAUCACAUUUUUGCUUAUGGAAACUCCAAAAGUCAUAUCCAACCGUUAGCCUAUAAUACAUUUAAAGCAAUAGCCAUGGGUGGUCAACUUGAUGAUAUUUUCAGCACCGUUUGGAUUGGGACAGUGCCUUCGCGUUGCUUUGAGACAAGCGUAGGGAUUUGUUUUCACUGAAUCUCCGUUUGGAUAUUUGUUUACAAUUAGGCUGGGAAAAUGUUAGCUAAAUUGAGGUGAGUGCUCAUGCAUGUUAUAUAGCUUAACAAGUGGAUUUUGCUUUUCACUCCCGUAGUAACCUAAACCCUGUGACUUGUCUGAUAAUCAAUCAAUGUUAUUUUGUUUCACUGAAUCUGUAUAAUUGGUUGAUCUCUGGCUGGGCAAAUAAGUGGAGGUGGUAGCUCAUUUAUUUGUUUGCUCAUCUGUCACUGAUCAGCAACAUUUUGCAUGCAAUAAUGUAGCCUAAAUCAAGUUCAUAUUUUGCACUUGACUCUUGUAUAGGCAACUCCAAAAGCCUGCAGAGGUUAUGAAAUAUGAACACGAGACUCACAUGCUUUUGAAAAUAUUGAUUGCUAUUAUUUUCUAUUGGUAUCAUGAUGAAUAAAGUGUUAUUAUUAUUAUUAUCAUCCUUAUCAGGCCUGGUAGGCUAUAGUAAACGUAUAUAGUCUAUUCACCAUCGAGAUGAGAGCACGUCCUGUUUUAGCUGCUUUAGCGCAAUUUACAUCAAUAUAUAAUCUCAGUCAUUCAUUCAUGUCAUUACACAGCAUACAAGUCAUUCAUGGCCUUAAAUACAAUCAGGCAUUUUAUUUUGAAAAUGAAGUAACAAAGGGAGCCUUGAAUAAUUAAAAAAAAAAUCUAGAAAUUAAACCAUUUUUAAUCUAACACCUGUUUGGCACACAAAUACGCAUGCAGCGCUCGGUCCUACCCUCCUAGUUCGUCAUCAUUAUAAAACGUAAGCCUAGUAGAGGGAGGGGGAGAGAUUUUUAGAGAGAGAGCAGUAGGAGAAGCCAAGGUGCGCUAGUAGUCACGAAGACACGCACGGUCCCAAAAACUUUUUUACACAGUGCGGCAAGUCCGAACCCCGUCCGGCCUGAAUAAAUUCUCAGAACUUCAUGUCCGGCGGUCGGGUUUGGGCUGAAAAUGACAACUCUAGUGUGGGGUAGAUGUGAUGUGGCACAUUUGUUAUGGUUGAGAGGGAAAGUGGGUUAGAUGGGGUAGAAUUUGUGAUGUGGUAUAUCUUUCAUUGAUUGAUUGUGUUUAGUUUAUGUUUUGUGCUGUUAGCUAAAUCUGGUUUGGGGGUAUAAAGGUUGAACAUAUUCAACUAUUUCAUGGAUAACAGUUUGUUAAAAUGAAAUCUAAAAUCCAUGUAAAUGUUUAGAUUUUUUUUAACUUGAAAAUAAAUGUAGUAUUGAAAUAUAUAACGUUUUACCAAAUGUUUUGUUGUUAUGUAAAGGGAAUAUCUUACUGCUUCAAUGUCCUUGACUCACAGCAUCUAUUCUACAAUGUCUACAAUAUUAAUUUAUCUGACUUAUUUUGCUUUAAUAUCACUCAAUCACUGGCAAACAUUUGCUGAUCUGAUUUUGGUUUUCAAGCAAUCCUUUGAAGUAACAAUGAAUGUACUUGACAAUGACUUACGCCUUACAACACAAUGUCCAAUGGUACUGAAUUACAAAACAAGUAAUAAACCAUUAUGAAUUUACCCGUUGAAUAGAUUUUAUGUAAUGAUAUAUUUUGUAUUCCAAACAAUUGAAAAAUAAAAGUUAAU